AUGGCCUCAAAGUUCCUAAGAGAAUACAAGCUCGUCGUGGUCGGCGGUGGUGGUGUCGGCAAGUCCUGCUUGACCAUUCAGCUGAUCCAGAGUCAUUUCGUGGAUGAGUAUGAUCCCACAAUUGAAGAUUCCUACCGCAAGCAGUGUGUGAUCGAUGAUGAGGUCGCUUUGUUGGACGUCCUGGAUACAGCAGGUCAGGAGGAAUACUCGGCAAUGCGCGAACAAUACAUGCGGACCGGCGAGGGCUUCCUGCUCAUCUACUCUAUCACAUCGCGCCAAUCUUUCGAAGAAAUCAUGACCUUCCAACAGCAAAUCCUGCGCGUCAAGGACAAGGAUUACUUCCCCAUCAUUGUCGUGGCCAACAAGUGCGAUUUGGAGAAGGAGCGUGUGGUCUCCGAGCAGGAGGGUGAAGCGCUCGCCCGUCAGUUCGGUUGCAAGUUCAUUGAAACCUCCGCCAAGUCCCGUAUCAACGUCGAGAACGCCUUCUACGACCUCGUGCGCGAGAUCCGCCGCUACAACAAGGAGAUGUCCUCUUACCCCUCUGGUUCCGGCGCGUUCGGUGCCCGCGCACCAGAAGGGAAGAUGGACAUGAGCGAGCCUGGCGAGAGCGCUGGCUGCUGCUCCAAGUGCGUCGUCAUGUAA
Messenger RNA from Penicillium bovifimosum, 642 nucleotides. Its product is annotated as Ras family protein. Gene Ontology annotation, biological process: signal transduction. Gene Ontology annotation, molecular function: GTP binding; GTPase activity; GDP binding. Gene Ontology annotation, cellular component: plasma membrane. The record is from RefSeq and is a predicted model, not a curated record. The coding region runs from base 1 to 642 and encodes 213 amino acids. The transcript has 4 exons. Lineage: Eukaryota; Fungi; Ascomycota; Eurotiomycetes; Eurotiales; Aspergillaceae.